This is a messenger RNA of Zalophus californianus (California sea lion), 806 nucleotides long. It is a transcript of the gene IFNE, whose product is annotated as interferon epsilon. The transcript is spliced from 2 exons. Bases 1 to 630 code for a protein of 209 amino acids. Gene Ontology annotation, molecular function: cytokine activity; type I interferon receptor binding. NCBI's taxonomy places the organism in Eukaryota, Metazoa, Chordata, Mammalia, Carnivora, Otariidae. Gene Ontology annotation, biological process: humoral immune response; T cell activation involved in immune response; response to exogenous dsRNA. Gene Ontology annotation, cellular component: extracellular region. The record is from RefSeq and is a predicted model, not a curated record.
AUGAUUAACAAGCAUUUCUUUGAAAUUGUGUUAGUGCUGUUGGCCUCUUCUACUCUCUUCUCCCUCGGAUUGAAACUGGCUCUCAUCCAACAAGGAGUAAACAGAGAGAGUUUAAAACUCUGGAAUAAAUUGCAAAAAUCAUCAAUUCAGCAGUGUCUAGCACAGAGGACAAACUUCCUACUUCCCCAGCAGUCUAUGCAUCAUCACUGGUACCAGAGAGGACAAGCACUGGCCAUUCUUCAUGAGAUGCUUCUGCAGAUCUUCAUCCUCUUCAGGGCAGAUAUUUCUCUGGAUGGUUGGGAGGAAAGCCACAUGGAGAAUUUCCUCACUGAACUUCAUCAACAGCUGGAAUACCUAGAAAUGCUUAGAGGCCUGGAAGCAGAGCAGAAAAGUGGCAUUCUCAGUGAUGAGAACCCUAGGCUGCAGGUUAAAAUGUACUUCUGGAGGAUCCAUGAUUACCUGGAAAACCAGGAGUACAGCCGCUGCGCCUGGACCAUUGUUCGAGUAGAAAUCAACCGGUGUCUGUUCUUUGCCUUCCAACUGAUAAGAAAGCUAAGAAAACAAGAAAUGGAUUCCUUGAAGAAUGUAGAGCAAGAGCCAACUGCAGGCUUUAAAAGCAUAGGAAGCUGAAUAUAGAGACUAGGAUACCCCAGGUGCACCCCGUGACAGUAACCGUCUUCUCAGGAAAAUGAUCCAAACCAAGUUUUUGUCUGGAGGGGUUUCUGUUCCUCACGCCUGUGAUUGUAUGAAAUCAGACCUACAACCGUAACCCAACUGGAUGAGGAAUACGAUGUGAACACAAAGGA